GCAGACGCCGGGGGUGUGGUCUCUGACAUCAGCACGCGCUGUUCUACUCCCUAGGUCUGGCUCGAGGUCUGGACCAGGCAAGCGUCAUUAUAUCGGACCAUAUGGACGUCUGCUUUUAUAUUCUGUAUUUUAAUAAACAAGUCGCACAAAUUGGAUAACGAAUAGAAGGCAAGAGCAUCGAAAGAGAGGCAAGUUUGUUUUGCAUUUUCGCAGAGUAGGCUACCACUCGAGUUUCAGCAUGCUGCUCUGAAGUUCCUAUUCGCCAAGUCACGUUUUGUAGGGCUGGCUGGGAGAGAGAGGGCUGGCUGAGAGUAUGCUGGACUGGAUGCCUCGGCCUGUCAGCUCUGCAGUGGAUUAAUAUUAUUCAGGUACAGGAGGGAGCCAGAUUCGCGUGUUGUGUGUUCAUCGUGCUGACACUAUUAGACAGAGGGGUGGAGCUUUAGAGGUGGACCUAACCAAGGACGACUGUCUGGUUUCUUCUCAGUGUAUGGUGCAGUUUCUCACCCUGAUGCUGAAGGGAUCCUUCCAAUGUUGACUCUUUGAUCCUCUCAUCAACCCAAGGGCUUCUAAAUUACUAGACUACAGAGGGGAGUGCUAAAGGAUUAGGCCUCGCUGAGGCAUUCGAUUUAAGUUUGCAAAGUAAAAACAGUCGACGUGAGUGAGUGGUACAGGAGAUCUCAGUUGGAGCCUACCUGAGGACCUAUCUAUGAGCCUGUGACUGUGGCCAUGACAGCCUCUGACAGCAGCUUCCAGUACCGUGCGCUCUUCGAGUACAAACGGGAACGUGGUGAUGACAUCAGCCUCCAGCCGGGGGACGUCCUGACGGUCCUGAAAGCCUCCCUAAAGGACUACCAGGAAGGGGACGAGCGCAGCCCCAGGGGAUGGCUGCACGGCACCAACGAGCGGACCAAGGAGAAGGGCGACUUUCCUGGGACGUUUGUGGAGUAUGCAGGGGUGGUGAGGCAGGGGCUGCCUGUGGCCAAGCCCUGGCCCAGGCCCGUACCCCCAACCCCUGGAGGAACACAGAGCAGCGUCGGGCCCGGGCCCCAGCCUCCAGGGGCCACUGCAGCAGGAGGUGGGGGGCCAAGGGAGGCCCCAGAGGUGUGUGCUCUGCCUGAGCAGGCUCCUGUGGCGCUACACAGGCUGAUAGAAGCUCUGGAGAAACAAGGCUUGGAGAGUGAGCCACUGUACCGGACGCCCCCAGCCUCCACCGGACCCCCAGAAUUGAGACAGGCUCUUGACACAGACCCAGUCUCAGUGGAUGUGGACCAGUAUGAAGUGGCAGUGUUGUCUGAUACUCUGAGGGGUUUCCUCCAGGACCUGCCCUCCCCCAUCAUCCCAGCUGUGGUCUACAGUGAACUGGUCUACACUGCCCAAGGUACAGUAACGGUACACUCACAAUGGUAGUGAUUAACUAACAUCAAACAUCACGGUCCAUAAUCAGCUAGGCCACAUGGAAUCGACACAGUUUGCACAGACUUAUUGCGGCUAGCCCAUCACAGAGUUCUGCUGUCACUUGAAAUAAAAUUAAGUUAUGAACAAUUCGGCCUCCCGGGUGGCGCAGUGGUCUAGGGCAGUGGUCUAGGGCAUCUAGGUAGCUGCGCCACCAGCUAGCUGCGCCACCAGAGUCUCUGGGUUCGCGCCCAGGCUCUGUCGCAGCCGGCCGCGACCGG
Salvelinus sp. IW2-2015 is the source of this 1673-nucleotide messenger RNA. The record is from RefSeq and is a predicted model, not a curated record. Lineage: Eukaryota; Metazoa; Chordata; Actinopteri; Salmoniformes; Salmonidae.